CUUGACCUAUAUAUCCCCUCAGAUAUGUUAUAACAGAACUGCUUCAGAGUGACCUCCACAAGAUCAUAGUCUCUCCCCAACACCUGUCUUCGGAUCACAUAAAGGUCUUCCUCUACCAGAUCUUAAGAGGGCUGAAAUACCUUCACUCGGCACGAAUCCUACACAGGGAUAUAAAGCCAGGAAACCUCUUAGUUAACAGCAAUUGUGUUUUGAAGAUCUGUGACUUCGGACUGGCAAGGGUUGAGGAACCAGACAAGGGAAAGCACAUGACCCAAGAAGUGGUGACACAGUACUAUCGUGCUCCAGAGAUCCUGAUGGGUGCCAGGCACUACACGGCUGCUGUGGACGUGUGGAGUGUCGGCUGUAUAUUUGGUGAACUCUUGGGCAGGCGAAUCCUAUUCCAGGCACAAUCUCCAGUUCUCCAGUUGGAGUUGAUCACUGAUCUGCUAGGAACCCCUACAAUGGAGGACAUGAGACACGCCUGCGAAGGAGCACGGUCGCACAUGAUGCGGCUGAGAUCCAAGCCUCCAGCUCUGUCCGCUUUGUACACUCUUUCAACGCUUGCUACACAUGAAGCUGUACAUCUCCUCUGUCAGAUGCUUGUAUUUGACCCGGAUAAACGUAUCUCGGUGGUGGAUGCCCUUGCCCACCCUUACCUUGAUGAAGGGCGCUUGAGAUAUCACUCUUGUAUGUGCAAGUGUUGCUUCACCACUACCAAUGCGAUGCGGCAGUAUACUCUUGAUUUUGAACCUGUUGCUCAGCGCAUCUUUGACGAUCUCUGGGAAAAGAAGCUUACUUCAGUUCAGCAAGUCAAAGUUCGACGGUGGCGCAUCCCUCCGAACUACCACCCUCUCCACACCACUGGGAGUGACACUUGCUCCAACCGAGGAUGAUAUUUCGUUGAGCUACCAUCGUCGGGCAGGCCACUUAGUGUGUGACAAAAGACUUUUUUUUGUUUAUCCUCUCAUCCCUUAAUUAAUUUUUUUCUUAUUAUCUUUCUACUAUUGAUUAAUUAUUAAAGUGCUUUCAUUGUAAAUUUUAUUGAGAAAAAAAAAAUUAUUAAGGUUUCAUAUCAGAGCUGCUACGCUCGUCUUACCCUGUAUCUAGAUGAGUGCAAUUUCUCUGUCCUUUUAUGAUACUAAUUGUAAUGAUAACUAUAAUUAUCAGACCAAUUACAGGGCAUAUUAAUAUUGAUGUAGCAUAUUUCUUCUGUGUAUCGCAAUUAUUAUACAUUAUUACUGUAUGCCUUUAUCGUCAGUGUACUUGUUGUAAAUAUAUUUCAUAGAUAUUUGUCAAUAAUUUAGUGAUUUUUCUCUUAUGCGUACUGUAGAUAGUUAGCUGAAAGGAUCAUUGAGACAAGACUUUGCCCAAAAUUAGGGGUUUUAUUGAUUUAGCUUAGUGUGUAAAAGGAAAAAAUUAUAUCCUUUCAAGAUUCAUUCUCCCUAAUAAAUUUAUUAAACAUUCUAACUCUCUUUUGCUAAACUGAGUUUUGAUUGUACAUUAGUUAGUUUUGUGAAUAGCUGUGAAAUUUUUUAAUGAAACAUUGGUGUUAUUAUUUGGCCUAAUAUUGAUCACUAUUAACGGUACUCAUGUUUAGCAAUUAUAUUAGUAUAAUAUAUUGUUUAUUAUCUAAUAUUUUUAAGUACUUCUUUGGUUAUUUCUUACUAAUUAUUAAUUUUAAUAUAUUUUUAGGGGAGUCGUUUAAGAUGCAUCUAUACUAAGUGUAUAUUUAGUUUGAAUUAAGUAGUUAUGAAUUAAUUGCUCUUAGGCGGGUUUAUUUGCUCACUGCUCCUGGAUCGUUUGGACUGUUAUCAAUUCGCACUUUUUUUUUCUUCUUUUUUCUUUUUCCAAAGAUCUCAUUAUUUUAAACUUAUUAGUCAGAAUAACCACUGGUGUUGGUUUCCAAUUGAUUCACUUCUUUGUGUGGAAGAUAAUUCGUAUUAUGGUAUUAUUUUCUAGUAGAUAUUAGUUAAAUUGCAUUUUUAAACAAUGUAUUAUUAAAUUAAAUAGUGUAUUAAAAUCAAGAUAGUAAUACAAAAGCAAUGGGAAAAAUAUUAUGGAACAAAAUAAAUAAAUUUUAAAAAAGUAUAAAAAUAUAAUGAAUGAAAAGUGGUGUUGCUCGGAAUGAAAUGUUUAGGGGCAUGUAUUUACCAAUUUGGUUUUAACAUUUUUUAGUUAUGCUGAGCUUUUUUCUUUUUUUCUUUUUUUUUUUUGUACGAGCCUCAUUGGAAAAUGGAUUGUAAUUCAGUGUUAUAGUUGGUUAGAGUAUAGAUAUUUUUUUGGGGGGGAUAAAAAAUCUUAUAUCUUUUAAUCACUUGAUUGAUCUUAAAGACUUGAUGUUUAAAUUAGUAAAAAAAAGUUCAUGUUAAAAAAACAAAAAAAUGAUUUAAAUUUAACCAGAUGUGUGUUAGGUAGAAACAAUAAAAUUUAGGGACAUAUAGUAUCAAAUAUAAACCCUAAAAUUAUGGAUUUAUCAUAAUGAAUAAUCUAAUCUAAAUAUGUAUAAAUUAUAAUGAUUUUCCAAAAUUGUUGCCAAUUAUUAAAAUUUAUUUUUUAAUAUUAGAAACCAAUAUUAAAUGUUGUUUUCACUAUUUGUUCGAAACAAUAUCAGUCAGUCCUAAUAUUCUAUUUUUAUUAUAGUUUUGAAAGUUUUUUUGUAGAUAUCAGUAACAUAAUAUUUUCUUAUAUUUAUCUAAUUUAAUAGGAGGGGUUUUGCUUACUUUUAUCAGCUUUCUCCUAUCAACAUUUUGAAGAAAUAAAUGAAAAACACUGUUUUAACUUUUUAAGUUAUAGUUCUCAUCAUCAGGUUCAUGUUUUUUUGUUCUUUUUGUUAUGUUAUAUUAAAAUGUAUGAUUUGUAAUAGUAAAUAGUAAUAUUUGUAUUCUCGCUAUGAUAUUAAUUCUCACUAAUUUCUUCAUAUUAGUAAAAUUGUUUAUCUAUGUUUGAAUAAUAUCUACUACUUUCAAAAGCAGUAUUGUUUUUUCCAGUCGUUGAGUAAAAAAAAAAAAAAAAAAAAAUAUAUAUAUAUAUAUAUAUAUAUAUAUAUAUAUAUAUAUAUAUAUAUAUAUAUAUUAUAAAUUUUUUUUUUUUUUCGUACAGUUAUAUAACAGUUAUUUUAUAUAUUAUUCUCAAAUAAUAUGAAUUAAUCAUUUUUAUAAAUAUUUAAAAUUAAUGUAACUUAUUUAUGAAUUAAUUUGUUGUAUUCAUGUUUAAAAAAAAUUGUUAUAGAUUGUAUAGUUUUAUCAAACAUAAAAUGAAAAAAUGAACAUGAGGAUGAGAAAAUUAAAUUUUAACAUUUGAAACAGUUAACAUUAUUAAUAGGGUAACUAGAUUCAUUUAGAAAAUAAAAUAGAACACUUUUAAAUGAUUUUCCAAUGUAGCAAGUAUGAAAGAACGCCGCAUACCUAUGAAGGGCAUUCUUUCUUGUUUAGUUUUACUUCUAAUCAGUUUUUGUUUAAUAAUAUUGAUGACUGAUCAGUACCACUGCCAAUACAGGCUUAACAUAGCAUUCCUCUUUUCGCUCAGUUUUUAUUUUAUUUUUUUUUUACCUUUUUUUUGCUCAUGCGUGGUAAUGGGCUGCUUAUACAAAGCUCAUUCCUCAGAGGUUUGUUAUUCUAAACCCAUUUAACUUUGAUAUAACUGAUUGUGUAUAUAAUAGCAUUUAAGUUGUACAUAGUUAAUUAAUUACUAAAUUAGGCUGGUGUAAUGUGUCCUCAACACGUGAUAUUAAUUACACGUUUUUAUUGAAUGUCUUAUCAUGCUAGGGGGAAAAAAAAAUUAAUACGUAGUAAGUUUAAAAUUAGUUUUUUUUCAUUCUUGGUUAUCACUUUGUUUUUUCUUUUUCGAAGACCCGUCUCUAUUCGAAUAAAUAAAUUUUUAGAAUGAGAUAAUAAUUUUUUAUACUUGGAUUUUUUAUUGAAUUUGUUAAUGCAUGUAAAACAAUUACAAAUAAUAGACUUUAUAUUUACUAAGCACAUAGGCAAAUGUACAUAUAUUUUUAGUGUUGUAUAUAUUAUAUCCCAUAGGUUUGAUACAAAUAUCGAGACUAAAAAGAAGGAAUAAUUAGAUAUAUAUAUAUUAGCUCUUAAUCACCGUAUUGCUGAACAGUCUGUGAAAUAUAUGAAUUAUAUAAUUAAAAGUUAUAUUAUAAAUGUGAUUAAUAAAAAUUAUAAAUGUGGGUGUUUGUCUGUUUUCGGUGUAUUGAUUUCAUUUAAAAUUCCGAGUGUAGAUGUUUCAUACUGAUGUAUUUCGCACCGGAUCAAAGUGUCUAUUUAUAGAUUGAUAUUUUUCUCUUAUAAAAUUUGGCGAUUAGAAGUUGAAAGUAGACCACCCGCUAUUGUGAUGUUUUAGUAAAAAUAUCUUCCCCGGCCUCGUAAUAUUAUAGAGUUAAGAUGAGAAUUAAAAUUAAGAAUGAAAAACCCUUCUUCUUCUUCUUCAUAUUGAAUAUUUACCUCACACCUUAAAUUAUUGUCGAAACACAAUUUAAAAGCUAAUAGGGCAUAUUGGUACUAUUCUGUGUCUAUUAACCAAAAUACUUCAAUAGGAUUCGAGUAGCGUAUUUAAAAUUGCAGUUUUGAAAAGAUUAUAUAUGCAUCUUUUGUGAUUCACAAAGUGUCAUUGUAAUGUCAAUUAUCACUGUUUUGUGGUAAAUUAUAAAAUACACAAUUUGUUAACUAUGCUAGAAGUUGUAGCUUUAGGAAAGUGAAAAUAUUUUUAGUAUUAGUUUGUGCACUUCAAUAUUCGAUGUUUAGGUGUUGAUGUGAAUCGCAAAAGGUGCGCUGGGUUGCAAUCUUUUAAUUUGUGUUGUAUUAUUCAAAUGCUGUUGGUAUAAAUAUUACUUAAUACAAUUAAAUGAACUUUGUAAUACAAAUAUUUCUUCCGAUUCAAUUCAAGUAAUAUGUUGCAUAUUUAAAGUUGGAUAGUAUUGUAUCAUUAAGAGACACCCUAGUUUAUGUUAUAAAAAAUAAUUUAAAUUCUGAAGCAAAAUAUGAUGAAAUGGUUGAAAUGUGUAACACAUUUUGAUUUAAUGUUAGUCUGUUUAAAAACUAUGAAAUAAAUAAUAGAUUUUUUUAAAACGUUAACUGUAUAAAAAUCAUUUACUGUUAAAUUAAAUAUGCAAUUGUGUAAGAAUUUGGUCGCUGUUUACUAACCUUGGCCUGCAUUUUUCAUUUAUUUAUUUUUUUAAUGUGUCAAGCAGAUUAUUUUAAUAGCAUCAGGAACCUUUUAUGCAACGAUUCAGUCAAAACCUGCAUAUCUUGUGAUAAUUUCAUUAUUUUUCAAUCACAUCCGCACUUGAUGUAAUUUUUCUGUGUACAGAUAAAUUCUGAAGAACAUGGUAAUAUUACACUUAGAUUUUAAGAAAACUAAAAUGUUUUGAGCAGUGUGAUUGCAACCUAAUUAAGCAAAAAAAAAAAAAUGUGUGCUUGUUUUAUUUUUUACUCUAGAUGUGUCGUUUGAAUCAGCGUACCUCUUUCUACUAAAAAAAAAAUAUGAGAUGAGAUCAAUAUCGAAAAAUAGAUUAGUUUAUUACUGAAGAUUAGUUAGCUACUGGUUGUGUACAUUGAGGCCUUUUAGAUAGGUGUUAGUUGAUAUUAUUUCAUCUUUUAUUUGUAACCACAUUAUGGAUUAUUGAAUUGUAUCUUUAUAAUACGGUGGCCUUCCAGACAUAGCCGACGGCUGAAUUUAUGUAAAAUGUAAUGUCGUCCUUUUAAUGAAUUAGAUAUUUGUCUCUAGGUGUCAUUAGAUUUUUUAGCUAUGUAAAUAAUUAUAAAUAUUAAAUAAAUACAUCAAUAUAAUUAUAUAUUAUGCCUGUUGUUGUUUUGGGGUAUGGUGAUUGUUUCUAAGUCUGGAGUGCCACCUUGUAAUAAUAUAAAAAAACACUUUGGUUUUGUAAAAGGAGUUGGCUCCUUAUUAGUCAAUUUCUUGUAACUGGGAUAUUACCUGUCGUUUAUAUAAUUAACAUAAAGCAUUUCAACUUAACAGUAUUGUUUAGCCAGUCCAGCUAUAGGCAGCAAAAAAUAUUAAAAAGAAGGUGUAAUAAAAGAACAUGUAUCAAAGCAACUAAAGAU
Messenger RNA from Nezara viridula (southern green stink bug), 6068 nucleotides. The record is from the annotation of a GenBank genome assembly. Lineage: Eukaryota; Metazoa; Arthropoda; Insecta; Hemiptera; Pentatomidae.